ACGGAACGAAAACAUAUAGGUUGCUUGGUAGAAGCGCUGUCUCGCUUCAACCGGACUUAGUCCUCUUUUUUGAACGAAAAAUCCAUGUAUUUUGGUUCCAAUGGGACAUCAAUGGAUACUAUCUUAUACAAGACUUAAAACACAGAAAGAUUAUAUUUCAUGGAUAAGAUACUGUGAAGAAAUCAACUGUUUUAAUUACAUCAGCAGAAACCGAUCAAGUGUGUACAAACUUUCGAAGGUAUCCGAAUUCAUCUCUAAAAACAGUUAUUCACGAGUUUUCUUGGUUCAAUCCUGAAAGUAUCUCCAAGACGUCCAACAAAGUACAAAAAGGUACUCCAUACCUCAAGUGAGAAUUUCGGCAAUUAUUGAUCAAUUAGUUCUCAUUGCUAAUGAAUUACGCUGUGAAUUAUCAUAAAAACUGUGUGUAAAAAGCCGACAAAAUGACGACGAAUCCUGCUUUGGCAGAGCUAGAAAGUACAGCGGACGUUGGGGAAGCCAAACGCGAUCUAGUUCUAAGGUUCGUUCGGGACCAAGAAUCGUUACAGACGUCCCAGGUUGAGCUGAAACUCGUCGAUGACGAUACGAUCGAUUUGAUUGACUCAGCUUUCACUGCUAAUGAGAUAGCUCUACAGAAAAACAACGAACAAAUAAACACUGAUGUAAAAAAUAACGAGGAUUUAUUGAGAACUGGAGUAUCUGGGCUUACGCUUGAUGAUGAUGGUGGUGAAGCCAAGGGGCUGGCAAUUAGUGAUAUGGAACAAGUGCCUCGUCCACCAUCGGGACGACCACAAUCAAGAAAAGCCCAUAGGAAAAGGAGCUCCGAAUUCAAAGAAAAGCGAAAGAUUUCUUAUUCGAGUCGAAUAAACGACAUCGAGAGGUUUUCCAAUAAUAGUCCUAUGUCACCCUUCCCCGUGGACGCCUAUGGUAGCUUAAAUCAACCCCAUCAGCAUGUCGUACAGCCAGAUUUCGACUCUAAUUCAGCUUUGAACUCUUCUUGGCCACAGCAAAUCUUGUCUAGAAAGUCAAGCGCUGGUUCGAGCUAUCGAAAACACGCUCUUCAUACACCAGAAAAACAUCUUUUUUUCGAGGGCGCAGAAAACGUUUAUCCUCAUGAAACAAGACCGACAUCGUCACAAAAUUUCCAGCGUCUCGCCAGUGGUGAAGCGCUUAUGGCCGCGCGCGUUCGCAAGCAUUCCGCUAACGAAAGAAUCACGUGCAAUAUAAAUCAAAUGAUGGACUCCCCGAUUCACCAUUCGAGAAGCUCAAGUCCUACUAAAUCUACGAGGCGUUUAACAAGUAGAGGCAGAACUCUAAUAAAUUUGGGGUUAGAACCUGUGGAUCCGAGCGAAAUUCCGAUACUAAGAGCUGCAUCGGCUGGGAAAGCUGCUUCGCUUAGUGGUCCGUACGCCCUCGUACAGUUGCCUCCUAUAUCGCGAGAGACGCCCACGGCUAUGCCACCGUUCAGCUAGCCCAAGACACAGUACCCAAGAAGGACCAAAAUCGUAGGAUCAUUUAUUUCCCAUCACACGGAAAUGGAAGUAUAUAUACUAUAUAGAGUCAGUAGGAAUACCGAUGCGCAAGAUACAGACCCGCUUGCAUGUGCGAAGAGUUGAUGAGUUGAUAUCAAUUCUCAGUUUGGUCUGACGGGGCAGUCGCUCAUGGCUUGACUGAGUAAUUUUACUGGUAGCAAAAUGAGUAGAUUGACUGUGUUUUCUACACCAAGUGAGAAUUCUAACUAGAUGACUGGAUUUCAUCCUCGAGGACAACAAGUCUGUUAGUAAUGCUUGGUUUUUAUUGCGAUAAACCUUAGACAACUUAUAGGCUUUCUUCGGCCUUUGAUUUUCUGAUUUGAAUGAGAAAAUGUUGAUUUAAAGUUUUGAAAAUAAGAACGAGUAUCAAGUUUAAAGACUCAAAAUUCUCGGUUUCAACGGAGUUGUACAGUUUGAACGUUUUGUACUGAACAUUGUAUAGAUCAUUGUAAUAGUACAACCUUCCAAUCUGGCCCCAAGGGCUAAAAAAUAAAAUUAAACUUUAGAUGAAUACUUCAUUGCUUGUAUUUACAACUAAAUGUAUUAUUAUUUCGUACAAAAAGGUGCAAAAAUGUAAAUAAAGAAAAGUAAACACCUUCUUUCUUCGAUACGUUAACUACUUCCAUUUGACGUUGGUACAGCUAUAUUGAUUCGAAGAAACGGUUAAUAGUAAAUGCGACACUGUAAUGGCUCGAAAUUGCUUUGUACUCACUUCACACCUCAAAUGUUAAAGACAAAUUCAUUUUUAAUUGUAAGAUAACGAUCAAAAAUACUUCUCACUUCAAAGUAUUGAGUGUAGAAAUUCUCUCUGACAUUCAUUAUAAAAAGUAAACACUUAAUAAGGAGAUAGUAUGCCAU
This is a messenger RNA of Actinia tenebrosa (Australian red waratah sea anemone), 2387 nucleotides long. RefSeq lists its product as uncharacterized. The record is from RefSeq and is a predicted model, not a curated record. NCBI's taxonomy places the organism in Eukaryota, Metazoa, Cnidaria, Anthozoa, Actiniaria, Actiniidae.